Messenger RNA from Halichondria panicea, 853 nucleotides. RefSeq lists its product as uncharacterized. Gene Ontology annotation, biological process: double-strand break repair via nonhomologous end joining. Gene Ontology annotation, cellular component: site of double-strand break; nonhomologous end joining complex; nucleus. The transcript is spliced from 6 exons. Gene Ontology annotation, molecular function: molecular adaptor activity. NCBI's taxonomy places the organism in Eukaryota, Metazoa, Porifera, Demospongiae, Suberitida, Halichondriidae. The record is from RefSeq and is a predicted model, not a curated record. Bases 133 to 750 code for a protein of 205 amino acids.
UAGAAACUCUUACUUGCACUUGAUUCAUCCUUGAGCAGCUGUAGCAGUCUACACAGACACACAGCAGACACACACAGACACACAAACACACUACCGUAUACCUCGCUUGCGCAUGCGCACCGAGGCAUAAUAAUGGGUUUCAAGGUGAUUCUGGAGAGCUGUAAAUGCUUGAGUGUUGUGAGGGAAGUGAGGACAGGAACGGACACGUAUGCUUGCUAUACUAGGUACUCGGAGCUUGACCAGAGGCUUAUUAUUGGAUUGUCUGAUGGCGAAGCAGUCUGGACGAUAGGCUUGACAGAGAAUGAGUUGAAAGAUCGCUGUGUAUCUAGCGACCUAACAAGCUAUCUCAACAGCCUCAGUCAGUCCCUUCAAGAUGGAGAGGUCACUGUGUUCCUGUCUGGUGAUACAGUCUCACUACAAUGUGGUAGUGUGGACACGUUCAGCCUGCCCAGAGAGAGCAGUGGUCCCGGCCCACUACUCUUCCAUCUAGUGGAGCAGCUACAAUCCACCAGGACUAGACUAAAAGAAUGUGAGAGAGAGUUGGAGUCUACACGGAGGCAAGCAGCUGUUGACAAGCAAGUGUACACUGACGUCACUCUGGGGCCGGGUCCCUCUAGCAAGAAGGGGAUUGGUCGACCCAAGAGGACAGCUGGGUCCAGCCUACUCAACCCCAGCAUCAAAAAGAGGAAGGCAGCUACUGGUGUUCUAUUUGAUACCAACUCACAAACUGACAGUUUAAAAAAACUUUGACCUCAUUCAGUUGCUCAUAAUUAUAUACCUUUUUCUCUUCUUAAUUUUGUUCAUUUGUGUAAUUGUAUUUUCAUUUCCGGAUCCGAUUUAAUAAUAAUCCUCA